GAGGUUCUCAAUGUGAUCGAGACGUACGGCCGACACAUCACCCCCAGGCCUUCGGCCACAGAGCCCCGCCUUGGGGACGAACCCAAGCCUCCGGCCUGGAUCGGGAAGAUGAAGUUUCUUCCUCAUGUGUACCACUUUGUGAAGGAGAGACGCCCAGUCCAGCUCACGUUGCCUGCCUUUCCUUGCAAAAGUCUCAACCGUGUGAGCAAGGUCUUGGGACAUCUACCUGAUCUGGGGGAGGAAUUGUCCUUGCUUCGUCUGAACUCCCUCUGUCAAGACAUUGAACGUGUAUAUGCCCCGGGUGCAACUGUAACCAUCGCUACCGACGGUGCUUUGUUCAACGACAUUCUCGGUAUCAGUGAUGAGGACUGCUGGGAGUACGGCGAAGCACUUAAGGGGAUGAUCGCCGAUUAUGGGUUGAAAGGCCUGCAGCUGAUCCGACCCAUCAACCUGCUUGGUCUUCUUUCGGAGGAAGAUACAAACCGGGAGACAUACCUUGCCACCGUGGAUGUCUGCCGUGCCGAGCUCGAGAGACAUUUCGGAUUCUCUGAAGAGAAGCUUGUCGCAGAAAUCAAGAAAGACCGAGACACAGAGCUGACAUACUGCGGUAUGGUGAAGUUUCUCGAGCUGGAGGUCGAAACCAGCCCGGCCCUUGCAGGGCUGGCGAAGAGUGCCCAGCGGCGCAUGAUGAAGGCCAUGGCCAAGAGGAUGAUGCAACGGUCCGAAGCAUUUACCUCGGCGAUCAGGGCACUGCGUCCACAUGACACUCGUCUCUCAAUUCACCCCUCAUCGGGAGCCGCCAAGCUGUCAUUUCCUCUGAUCCUGGGACCUGAUGGUGGGUUCCAGAAGUCGCCGUGGCAUAGCUGUCUCGCGGUGGGGUUGGACGGUCACUACCGCUGUGUGCAUUCCAAGGACGUCGAUCAGACACACGAGCUGGUCUAUCAGCAUGGUCGACCGUACUUCUACCGCGAGAAGUCCCCUUUGUAUAACUGGGGAAUGAGUGUCUUGGAGCUCCAGCCGCGCUAUCCCCGGGGUAUGUCGAUGAAGGUCAAG
Molecule: messenger RNA, 1053 nt
Organism: Aspergillus heteromorphus CBS 117.55
Lineage: Eukaryota; Fungi; Ascomycota; Eurotiomycetes; Eurotiales; Aspergillaceae
Product: isocyanide synthase family protein
Exons: 3
Source: RefSeq, a predicted model, not a curated record